AUGAAUAGGGAGUGUACAAACCUCAGAGACAGGCAGGGAGAUGCGCAACUACGACGGGACGCAACUGCGCAGAUGGGGGAUGGGAAGGAGGGGGAGGGGACGUCCAGCGUGGGGGUUGCCGGGUCCCCGGCCGAUUUUCAAGGUAAGGGGGAGUCCGUUUGGGCAGGAGGACCCCAGGAUGACCUCGCCGUCAAGCAGGAUAUGAUCCCGCGCCGCAUGCCAUACGCCCCCGGGCUGUGGUGCAUUUUGCAUGUGUGCCUUUCUGGCUGGCCUUCAGAAGUCGUCUCUGCAGGACGCCUCAAACGCUUGCCCCCGAAUUUUCUGGGGAACUGCCUCGGCGGAGAAGCUCACAUACAGAGGGUCAUCAUGAUUAUCCGCACCAUCUCCAGGGUAAUUGCUCCCUUGACGGUGGGCCCGUCCUCGCCUGAGCUGCAAGAUGUGCGUGUUCUCAACGUGUUCGACGACGCGGUCUACGAGGGUCCACCUGGGUCCACUAUCCGCGCUCACGGGAACUCUCUCGCACGGGACGCUCUCAUACGCCCCGGGAUGACAGUCGAGAUCUGUGCCUUGCAGAAGAAGCACCCACUCUACUGCGAUAUCCCCCUCGCAAGCCGUCCGCGAGGGCCCAAAUUCCGACCUUACACCGUCUUCCAAGCCAUGGCUAUCCGCAACGCCGUACGAGGACUACACAGUAUUUUCAAGAAGCCUUGCGCCAAGGCUCUGCACGCCUUCCCUACUCCCUACCAUUAUGUAGUCAGCCCCGCGCUUGGAUACUCUCCGCGCCACGAACGUGCAGCACCCGUCAUUCCCAUAACACCGGAGCUGGCGCCUGCCCACCAUGAUUGUAAAGACCCAGCCUCCAUUGAUACUCCCCAAAUCCUCCGCGUCCUCCCCACACAGCCACAGCCAAAUGCCCCACAGGCCACAAACUCGCCCUCGCGCCCACUGGGCCAGUUCAAUUUUUACCCACCCCUCCUCACCGACGGUGAACUCGAAUGGCACAUCUGGGACGCGCCUCCCUCCAUCGCCAAUGGCUCUUCAUUUACCGACAUCUCGAUCGCCUACUUUCCAAUCCACACCCUCACCAUCUACAUCCCCCACCUCGCGGACUGGCAAUGGCGCGCGUGGGGCCCGCUCGUCGUCCGCAGGCCGGACGGGCAGUACCUCAGGAUCGCGGACGUUCUGGGGGCGGUUCACGAGUACUUGCAUACCCCGCUCACAGUGGCGGACGUUGCGGAGCUGCGUAUCGCUAGGCGCACGAGGGACGUUGGCGGUACUUGGGCGCGGAAUGCCGGGGAGGCUUGGUCGUGGGAAGCAGAGGUCAUGCAGUUCAUGCUGAACCGCAUCGAGAAGGCCGGGCCUGAGGAGGUAGGCGUGGUUCCGCGGAGAGUCGACAUGCUUGCGGGGAAACUGUGGUUCGACCGGCUAGCGCAGGCUCUCGGGCAUGGGCAGCACGCGGAGAUGACGCUGACCUUUAAGGAUGGGUGA
Molecule: messenger RNA, 1488 nt
Organism: Schizophyllum commune H4-8
Lineage: Eukaryota; Fungi; Basidiomycota; Agaricomycetes; Agaricales; Schizophyllaceae
Exons: 7
Coding region: 1-1488 (495 amino acids)
Source: RefSeq, a predicted model, not a curated record